Messenger RNA from Clupea harengus (Atlantic herring), 6916 nucleotides. It is a transcript of the gene tnpo1, whose product is annotated as transportin 1. Gene Ontology annotation, molecular function: small GTPase binding. NCBI's taxonomy places the organism in Eukaryota, Metazoa, Chordata, Actinopteri, Clupeiformes, Clupeidae. The record is from RefSeq and is a predicted model, not a curated record. Gene Ontology annotation, biological process: protein import into nucleus.
GGGCGUGCAUUAGGACCCUGACGCGCUGCUGUGGGGAUGUGACCAAAUGCGCCAUGACUCUCUAUGAGAAGCUCUUAUUGCAAAACGGAAUGUUCCUGUCAGGCCCAUGUCUGUGAAUUUCAGACUUUAACAUUUUAGAAGGAAGAGCCUUUCCAGCAACCCACAGAGAGCUAGUUAAGAUGGAGUGCGAUUGGAAGCCAGACGAGCAAGGACUUCAACAGAUUCUACAGCUUCUGAAAGAGUCCCAGUCUCCGGAUACCACAACGCAAAGAUCCGUCCAACAAAAACUGGAGCAACUCAACCAGUAUCCAGACUUCAACAACUACCUGAUAUUUGUCCUUACAAAAUUAAAAUCAGAAGACGAGCCCACUCGUUCUCUGAGUGGACUCAUCCUGAAGAACAAUGUCAAAGCCCACUAUCAGAACUUCCCCAACGGCGUGUCGGAUUUCAUCAAGAACGAAUGCCUGGAGAACAUCGGUGACACCUCGCCCCUCAUUCGGGCCACUGUGGGUAUUCUGAUCACCACCAUUGCUUCAAAGGGCGAGCUGCAGAACUGGCCUGAGCUCCUUCCCAAACUGUGUCUCCUCCUGGAUUCAGAGGACUAUAACACAUGUGAGGGGGCGUUUGGAGCACUGCAGAAGAUCUGUGAGGACUCCGCUGAAGUCCUGGACAGCGACAUGUUGGACCGGCCUCUCAACGUCAUGAUCCCUAAGUUCCUCCAGUUCUUCAAACACAGCAGCCCCAAGAUAAGGUCUCAUGCCAUCGCCUGUGUUAACCAGUUCAUCAUCAGCCGUACCCAGGCCCUGAUGCUCCAUAUAGACCCGUUCAUUGAGAAUCUGUUUGCCCUGGCGACGGAUGAGGAGUCAGAAGUGAGGAAGAACGUGUGCAGGGCUCUGGUCAUGCUGCUGGAGGUGCGCAUGGACAGACUGAUCCCUCACAUGCACAGCAUCAUUGAGUACAUGCUGCUGCGCACACAGGACCAGGAUGAGAAUGUGGCACUGGAGGCCUGUGAGUUCUGGCUCACACUCGCAGAGCAGCCCGUGUGUAAGGAUGUGCUGUGUGGACACCUGUCACAGCUGACUCCAGUGCUGGUGAAUGGGAUGAGAUACUCAGAGAUUGACAUCAUUCUCCUGAAGGGUGAUGUGGAGGAGGAGGAGGAUGAGGCCAUCCCUGAUAACGAGCAGGAUAUACGGCCAAGAUUCCACCGCUCACGCACCGUAGCUCAACAACACGAGGGCGACGGCAUCGAAGAUGAAGAGGAUGAUGAUGACGACCUGGAUGACGACGACACCAUCUCUGACUGGAACCUAAGGAAGUGUUCUGCAGCUGCGUUAGACGUUCUAGCAAACGUGUUCCGUGAUGAACUGCUACUACCCAUUCUCCCUCUGCUGAAGGAGCUGCUGUUCCACCAGGAGUGGGUUGUCAAGGAGUCCGGCAUCCUGGUGCUGGGGGCCAUUGCAGAAGGGUGUAUGCAGGGUAUGAUUGCCUACCUCCCUGAGUUGAUCCCCCACCUGGUUCAGUGUCUGUCAGAUAAGAAAGCGCUGGUCCGCUCCAUUGCCUGCUGGACGCUGAGUCGCUACGCCCACUGGGUGGUGAGCCAGCCACCCGACCAAUACCUCAAGCCCCUCAUGACCGAGCUGCUCAAGCGCAUCCUGGACAGCAACAAGAGGGUGCAGGAAGCAGCCUGCAGUGCAUUUGCAACCCUGGAGGAGGAGGCGUGCACAGAGUUAGUGCCGUACCUGGCCUACAUCUUGGACACGCUGGUGUUCGCCUUUAGCAAAUACCAGCACAAGAAUCUGCUCAUCCUCUACGACGCAAUAGGAACACUUGCAGACUCUGUGGGACAUCACCUCAACAAACCGGAAUAUAUCCAGAUGUUGAUGCCGCCACUGAUUCAGAAAUGGAACCAACUGAAGGAUGAGGACAAAGACCUCUUCCCACUGCUUGAGUGUCUCUCAUCCGUGGCCACUGCCCUUCAGAGUGGUUUCCUACCCUACUGUGAGCCUGUGUAUCAGCGCUGUGUUAACCUGGUGCAGAAGACCCUCGCUCAGGCCAUGUUGCACCAAUCCCAGCCGGAUAUGUACGAGGCCCCUGAUAAGGACUUCAUGAUCGUGGCCCUGGAUCUUCUCAGUGGAUUGGCUGAGGGAUUGGGCGGCAACAUCGAACAGCUGGUCGCUCGUAGCAACAUCCUCACCCUCAUGUACCAGUGUAUGCAGGACAAAAUGCCCGAGGUUCGGCAGAGUUCUUUUGCCCUGCUGGGAGACCUCACUAAAGCCUGCUUCCAGCACGUCAAAUCUUGCAUUGCGGAUUUCAUGCCCAUAUUGGGGACAAACCUGAACCCGGAACUGAUCUCUGUGUGCAACAAUGCAACCUGGGCUAUCGGGGAGAUAUCCAUUCAGAUGGGUGCAGACAUGCAGCCAUACGUUGCUGUGGUAUUGCACCAGCUGAUAGAGAUCAUUAAUAGACCCAACACCCCAAAGACCCUACUGGAGAACACAGCAAUAACAAUUGGUCGUCUUGGUUACGUUUGUCCUCAAGAGGUGGCACCCAUGCUACAGCAGUUUAUAAGACCCUGGUGCACUUCUUUGCGGAAUAUAAGAGACAAUGAGGAGAAGGACUCCGCCUUCCGAGGGAUCUGCACCAUGAUCACCGUCAAUCCGGGGGGCGUGGUGCAGGACUUUAUAUUUUUCUGUGAUGCGGUGGCCUCCUGGGUCAGCCCAAAGGAAGACCUGAGAGACAUGUUCUACAAGAUCCUCCAUGGUUUUAAGAACCAGGUUGGUGAGGAGAACUGGAGACGGUUCUCGGACCAGUUCCCUCUUCCCCUGAAGGAACGCCUCGCUGCAUUCUACGGAGUCUAACUGUUCCCGUAGCAACAGGCAGGCCUUAGGAGGUCAUUCUCUAUGGGUGUUAAACAGGGAACCUCUUAUACCCAGGGAAUAUGUUGCCCUUUACUGGGGGAAGGGUGGUGUGGCUGGGGAGGGGGGAGGGAUUGGGCCCCCCCAGACCCCUCCGGAUGGGGUGGGAGGGAGGUGGUGGUCGGCUGUGGCGGCAGGAAUCACCAAAACCCAAACGGGAGCUCGGCCAACUUCACCAUUUCACCGUGGCAAGACCAGACGACCCGAAACAACACACGCAAACAGACGUCCAUCGCCCUUUCGUCUCUCUCAUCUGAAAACUCAACAGCACUCUUCUGUGCUGAUAGGGGUGGGGGGGAGUAAAAAAAAAAAAACAAGGGAAAGAGAAAAAAACAGAGGGACAGAGAGGGAGAGAAAAUCUGAAGCAAUCACUUGACGGCGUCGUGUUUGGUGAAAUCUGUUGGGUUUAAGUUUAUAGUAAAGGAAGUGCCUACUGUUCUUACUAUAAGUUUAGUGCUAAUAGGGGAUUCAAAAUCCAACAGCUUCUUGUCUUCUAGAACGUACCAUUACGGAAGGGAUGGGGGGACUUAUGGCUAACUUAGACAUACCAUAAGGUAAUAAGCAUGGAAGGGGUAGUUUAAACUCAAAUGCAUGAAGAUGACCUUAUAGUGCAGACUGUCCGUUGAGUGUACGCCCACAAAGUAUAGUUGCAACUGUACACAGUGCUCAACAGUAGACGGUAAAUAAGUACUCUUAAAUAAGUACACGCUGGAAGCAUCUCCCAGCCUCUCUCUCUGCCUCUGCAUAUAGUAAUCAGAAGAGACGGCUUUGAAAGAUAUCUCCAUCUAUUCAUAUCUUACGACAGUGGAAAUGUUUGCUUACAAAUGAGGUAUUACAGAUUCUGUGUUAUCUUUAGGACAACAGAACCAUUUAUCAUGACAUACAUCUGUGCAACAAACUUUUUCUGUUUUGCAUUAUUUUAUAAUUUUUUUGUGGUUGGAAGUGACUUGUCUUAAUUGAUGAAUUUAAAACAGCAUGCCCUAAUGGAAGCAUUGAGGCUGUACAGCAGUGACGUACAGUGCUUUACGUGUGUGUGUUUGUGUGUGUGUGUUUGCAUGUGUGCUAGUCUGAGAUGUCCACAUAGCCCUAAAACCUGAAAUACCUACUGGUGUAUGUCUCCAGUUUCUUUGGCGCCUGGUUAGUUUACCGUCUUGGUGCUCUCGCUAAAGAAUGUGGUAGUUGUCACUCUUCCGAGACACCAUUAGUAAGGCUUUGCAGGACAUCCUGGUGUGAUUGUGGGCCCUAAUUUUAUUGACGGGCAACGAGCAAAGUUGCCCAUCAAUUAAAUUAGGGCCCUAUGCGUGUGGGGUAACUAAAGUGUAUCCGUAGUCUACCACUCAGUGUGCGUGUGUCCUGUGUGUGUAACUGUGAGGUGUAUCUUUUGUCUGCCACUCACUGUGUGUGUGUGUGUGUGUGUGUGUGUGUGUGUGUGUGUCUUUGUGUUUGCUUGAUUGUGCGUGGGUAACUGUGAAGUUUAUCAUUUGUCUUCUACUCAGAGAGAGUAUGUGUGUUGUGGAGUAUAGAGUAGGCCAUACAGUGCGUCACUGAAUCAUUUCCUCUUUUCUGUGAGUUGUACUCAGCUCCUUCUCAACCUGUCCGUAGUUGUUGCUAACUCUGUCUGAUGAGUAAUCGUGUUGACUUCUCACAUUAGUGUACUUGUAUCUAUCAGUAUGUUUGUUUUGCUUUUGUGAACGGUAUGGUCUCAUGGGUGCUUGUUUUUGUUUGUUUUUGUGAGGAGGUUUUGAUUGACUGUUUCUAAGCAGGGUACUCCCAGAUUGAUUUAUGCAUUGGUGGCCCUAUAAUCACCCACACUAGGUGAGUGGUCCCAAAACAACAACAAGAAAAGAGAAAAAUUAGACAUAUGUUAGUUCCUCUCUUACUCGCUGGCUUGGGGCACUGUGCUUGAUUGCAUAUAUUUCCUGAAAACCCAAGUUCAGUGGUGGGACUCCCACCUCAGUGCUUAGCAGACGACGCUGUUCCGUUUCUGUACUGUGAAUCGCAGGACACAAGCUUAGUGAUCUGGUACACAUUUUGUUUGUUUUUGUCUGUUUAUUUAUGAAGCAAAGAUCUUCUGAGAAAGCACAGUCACCUGGAUGAAUCCCAUGCAUAGUGAUAAGGGUAGGGACCUUCAUAGGCCAACCAAUCAGAUUGCUCUGCUGGACAGAGUGAAGCAUCUCACAGUAUUGUUAUCUGUACCUAAGGCACAUAAUCAUAUCAGUCACUAAAAACUAUUAUAGACACACUGUACCGUAACCUCUUGCUAUGGUGUGAACUUUUCAAUAACGAGUUGUCUUUAGACUCUUGUUAUCUCCGGGCCUUGACGUUCAUAAACUAUCAGAGUCAGGCUAAGGUAUUCUUAAAACAGAUGAGGACAUUUACCAGUACACCGUACUGGCUAUAGCAUAGUGUAGUGAUUAUGAAACAUUUCUGACAUUUAUUCAAUUAUUACAAUAUCCAUUAGUUGUUAUUGGUCGCUAUUGUCAUAUGUUAAUUUAAUAAUUAUUUAUUCUUUAUAACCAAUAAUCAUAAUGUUGCCCUUUUGUAAUUCAUCUCACUAUGCAUAUAAAAAAAAUUCCAUGUAAUUCUGAAAAAGGAGAGCAUGGAGAGCAUCAUGGGAUAUCAUCAGGUGCUGGUUUAUGUGAAUGUUUAAUUUGUUGUCGUUGUUUUGUUAUUGUUGUUUUGGAUUGUUUGAUUCCCCUCCUGUGUGCAAAGUGAAUGUGUCAGAAAUGGUCUUUGUCACAUUCCAGCAGUUCUGGCAUGCUUGGAAACCAGAGGCACAGUCCAAUUAAAUUGUAUGCUAUUUAAGUCUCAUGCAACAAAAAAUUAUUAGAAAAAACAAACACUGCUCUAUAAGAAAUAAAUACUGUAUCAAGUUUCAUGUUGCUGUCUUAUAGGCUGCUGCUAAGUGUUUGUUGUAGUUUUUUUUUACUUGAAUAUGUUGUCAUAGAAACCUCAGGAGGUCUGUGUUUACUGUUUUUAAUUUUAUUUCAGUUUAUUUUUUGUAAUGUAUGUAUGUCUAUGUGUGUGUGUGUGUGUGUGUGUGUGUGUGUGUGUGUGUGUGUGUGUGUGUGUGUGUGUGUGUGUGUGUGUGUGUGUGUGUGUGUGUGUGUGCCUGUGUUGUUGUAUUAUCUGAGUCUCCUUGUGCUGGUGAUGUUUCACAAAUUGCCCAAGAUGGCCGCUCCUGCUCCUUCAACGUUGAUGUGGGUGGGCCACACUAACCCCUCACAGGGAAGCUGAGUUUAACAUACCAGUCCAACUUCAACUUUCCUUUAGCUAAGCUAGCUUACUAAUGACAGCCAGACAGAUCUGCCAGACAGACCUGUUACCUCUCUAAAAUCACCCACACAUAAAAGCUCAUUAAGGGAAAUACAAUCAUUCUUUUAAUCAAUAUUUAAAAAAAGAAAGUUUUCUUUACACAGAGGAAUAUGGGUACGCUGUCAUAUUAGUGGGGAUGUAGUUGUGAUUUACAAAUUAAGGUGAAUUAUGUAUACGAAGUGCAGUAUUUACUGUAAGGAUGCCUUGAAAUUGGAAACCCAGUGUUGAUGAGGGAGAAUAUUGCAUAUAAUGAAGUAGCCUAUAUGAGGUGGCCAAGUAAAUAAAAUACAAAAAUUCUCAGUUUAAGUAGAUUGUAAAAGCUUUAUGAGAUGUUUUCCUACUCUGAUGAUACUGCGUGGACUUCUGUUGAAAUUAGAAUGUCUCUCUUGUGCAAGGAAAUUUGAAAAAUCUUGGCUCCUGACUAUUUAAGCCAUGUAAACUUGAGUUGUGUCUUCUUGUUCAGCCCUUCACCCUUUUGCUAACAUAAACAGCGACAUGGCUGUACUUCUUUUCUGAAGCUGCUGAAUUUUAAGAAGAAAAAAGAAAUUUGGGGCCACCAAAUAUUUUGGAUCAUGCAAAGACUCUAUAUUGUACUGUAGUAAUUUUGUAAUGACAUUUGUAUGAUGUAGUGAUGGUUGUGAAUGCUUGGAUCUGUACAAUGUUAAAUAAAUUGUUUACAUAAACAA